AUGUCUUCUAUCCGGUUCAAUCCGCCCGGCAAAUCUACAGGAUCGCCGCGACCAAAAGGACGAGGACGUGGUGUAGAGAACUCGAAGGAUACGCUUUGCCGAAAUGUCACUAUUUACGGGCAUUGCAGGUGGGAAGACUCUGGAUGUGCCUUCGUUCAUGACCCCAAUAAAGCUACGAAUCCUCAAGCCGAGACUCUGAUACUGGACGCGCAUUUCGUACAGGACUUUGGCGAUGUUGCAGACAAAUCUGGAGGUUCUACUUUAGAAUUUCGUCCUGAAUGGCUUGCGACCUGUUUCACAACACAUGGUGGGCCAUGGCUCGAACAAGUCCUGGGGUCCUACGGAGGCAUCAGUAGGGCAGUCAAUAAGACCAGAUUUUUCAAGGCUGGGUCCGUUGCUCGGUCUUUCGGCCAGAGACACGUUACCGGAGGCCCAGGUACAAAAGAACCUCUGAAAAGACCAUCUGAGAGUUUCAUGAAUUGCUAUGACGAAGGUCAUUCAUUCCCAGCAUAUCAAGCUAUUAAUUGCGGCUCCCUGUUUUGCCUGCAAACUUGGUAUCGGCGGAUCACUUUUAUGCUACGAGAUGCCGCUGUUCGAAUCGAAAUACCUUGCUGCUGGGCUCCUCAAUUCUGUCGCGUUGGUGGUAUCUCUGAUGCGAUGUUAAUGGUUCCUUCUCGAAAUGCGCUCACCAGUCAAAGGAUGAAAAAGUCACUGAAUUUCGACUCCCCGGCGUUCACCCCCUCGACCCUACCGGCCUCCGGCAAGGUCUCUACCAUCUCAUCACAAGCUGCAGCUGCCGCGCCGUUCACUCCACGCGGAGGGGGCACUACCACACCAAAUCAACCCGAGAGCGAGCCAAAAAUGUUCAAUCCCGCCUUCAUUCAAGAGUUCACUCCCCAGCAAAACUAUGACUUGGCCCACAGCCUUCUUGCAAACGGAGGUACACCAGAUGUUCAGCCUCAAUUCGAUCCUUUCUCUAUGCAAGCUAUGGCCCAGGCAAUUCCUGCGGCUCCGUACAAUCCAUAUCUCGAAGAAAAUAAUGCUCCAACCAAUACAGCGGGCUAUUUCCAGACGCAGUCUGCCUUCGCCAGUCCUGCCCAACCUCUGCAAUAUCAUCUUUACGCUCCCAUCGGCGCACACAGACAGGACCUACUAGCCUAUCAGCGACACACUCAUGACUUCUUUAUGCCGAACGACCUCCGAGAAGACUUGCAGAAGAAAUCCGAGGCGGCGCGGCAGGUCAUUCCAAAUACUGGACUUCCAGCCGUCGAACAUUACCACACCCUAGUACCACUAGAUACAAGCAAUAGUAGAAGUGCUACUGUCUUUGGCCUGCCGAGCUGGGUGUACAAAGCGGUAUCGAGCAAGAAUGGCGUUACUUAUAUCUUGAGACGGGUUGAGGGAUUCCGACUCAGCAAUCACCUCGCCUUAACAGUUGCCAAGAAUUGGAAGAGGAUUGACAACGCCAGCGUCGUAUCGGUCAUAGAUGCCUUCACGACCCGCGCCUUUGGAGACAGUUCCCUGAUCUUCGUCUACAACUACUACCCGAUGUCUAAAACAUUAAUCGAAGCCCAUUUCACCAAUACUAAUCGAUACGGAAAUCGUAUCGCCACCACCUUAGUCGCCGAACAAGUUCUAUGGGGCUACGUCGUACAGAUUGCCAACGCAAUAAAGUCAAUCCACGCUGCCAAUCUUGCAGUGCGGUGUAUGGUCCCAAGCAAGGUCCUCGUCACCGACAAGAAUCGGAUCCGCCUGAGCGCAUGUUCUAUCCUGGAUGUCAUUCAGUACGAGAACGGACGACCAAUCCAAGAUCUUCAGCAAGAGGACUUUAUAUUGUUUGGCAGGCUGAUCUUAGCGAUUGCCACAAAUAGCUCCAACCUCGUCUCCAGCAACACCCCCCUGAAAGGAGCUAUGGAAAGCCUGAAACGAAACUACAGCCCCGAGUUUCGCGAUACAGUCGAAUGGCUCCUCACUCCCGCCGUAGCGCCUGGUACCAAAGACCUAAACGAGUUUAUCCGCGGCAUCUCUGGCCAAAUUCUGGCAUCCUACGACAACGCGCUCCACUCAGAAGAUACCACUCUCAGCACCCUGAGUCAGGAACUCGAGAACGGCCGCUUGUUUCGCCUUGUUGCCAAGCUAGGCACGAUCAACGAACGCCCCGAGUACGAAGGUGACGUAAAGUGGAGCGAGGUCGGGGAACGAUAUAUCCUCAAGCUGUUUAGAGACUACGUUUUCCACCAGGUCAAUCAGGAGGGCAAGCCGGUGGUCGACCUGGGGCACAUGCUCGAGUGCUUGAAUAAACUUGAUGCGGGGAGUGCGGAGAAGAUCAAGCUCGUUAGUAGAGAUGAUCAGGAUUGUAUGAUUGUGGGGUAUAAGGAAUUGAAGAAGCAAGUAGACGCUGCAUUUGGGGAGUUGUUGAAACCAAGUGGGAAGCGAUACUAG
Messenger RNA from Drepanopeziza brunnea f. sp. 'multigermtubi' MB_m1, 2442 nucleotides. Lineage: Eukaryota; Fungi; Ascomycota; Leotiomycetes; Helotiales; Drepanopezizaceae. The record is from RefSeq and is a predicted model, not a curated record.